AUGGAGAGAGAUAGACGACUCACCAAGGCUCUGGAAGCGGCCGGUGAUGCUCUGCAGCAUCUUUCAAUGUCACCAGACUUCGGGUGCCUAGACUACACACACAUCGACAGGCUGCUCGCGCGAGUCGUUGAUCUGCCAACCGAGGGUAGCCAGAGAAACAGCAGGAGGAACUUGCUAGUUAUCCGACAAUGGAUGGUCACUGAAGGCCCUGCUGUCAUUCUAUUGGAAGUCCUUGGACAGACGUAUUGGCGGCUGAGCGAGCUCAACAGCACUCAGUUUGAGAAAUUCAAAACGUCACUUCAACAGCAGCAACCUUAUACGUCUUUAGUGCAGAACCACAACGCGAUAAUGCUGGUAAUUCAGCGCAUUCGACACAUCCAGAGAUCUAAAGCGGAUGCGUGUGACGACUUUCUGUGCGAGCUGACAAAUGGCAUCGUGGAUUCCCCGAUGGUCGGUUUGGAUACUUUUGGAGCAAGUCCAUGUAGUCCGGCGCGGUCUAUUUGUUCCCAGGACAGCAGUCCAUCACAGGAGACAUGUUUCACAGGUCUCAUCAAGUACCUCCCAUCAAGCCCAACGACCGCCGGAGGCCUGGAACAGAUUCUUAUAGACUUCUACGUCAAGGGUAUCUGCCCAGGUCGAACUGUUUCAACGCAAUCGAACGCAUACACGUCACUUCUGCAAGUAGCAGAUACCUGCCCGAGUACACGGCACGCUCUGCUCAGUCUCUCAGCUUCUUAUAUAGGCGAACAUUUCCCGGGAGAAAAGGACACCUAUCACCAAGCGGAAUUAUACUACUCCACACAAGCUCUCAAGGCUUUGGCGGCACAAAUCAGCGAAGGACAAAACUAUGAGGGUGCGCUCGCUACUAGCAUGAUAUUGAUGCAUCACGGCAUGAUCAACCAAGAAGACUCACCCCUGUGCUGGUCAUGCCACGCCAACAUAUUCAACACAAUUCCCCCCGAGGCGGUAGACCACCACUCCAGCCCUGCCCUCUUCAUGCGCGCCCAACUCAUCCUCGCCCGCACCGCACAAUCAUCUCGUCAGCUACAAAACACACGCCAACAUUUAUUCGAAACAACAAACUGGCUCGAAACUACAACACUAACCGAAGCGUCAAAGAUCUCCGGCACUCUAGGCGUCUCCCCGCAACUCGUCUCCCUCAUCUCAUCCAUAACCCUCCCCCCAACAAAUCCACCCGUCCCAGACAAACUCGCAUACGCCCAGCUGCAAGAAAUCCAGCUCCACAACCUCAAACAGUGGACUGUGGAACCAGAUAGCACCGGGAAAGACGUUUUACUUGCUACGGCUGAGUGCUUCCGUUUAGCAGCCCUCAUUUACCUCCGCUGUCGCAUCUACGGAUACACCCGCACUCACCCCUCUGUUACUUCUCUGUCAGCUGCCUUGCACAGUCUAGUCCUCUCACUGCCAGUCAAAGGCCCUUUUUACACGGCCAUAUACCCUGUUUGGCCGCUCUUCAUCGCCGCUGUGACGACGGAUGCUGACAGGAGAGAAGUGCUAUACCAGCGCGUUGUGCCGAUCAGAGAAGGAGAUAAGAACACGCUUCCGGCAGUGUUGAAAUGGGUUACUCAAACAUAA
This is a messenger RNA of Pyrenophora tritici-repentis Pt-1C-BFP, 1596 nucleotides long. NCBI's taxonomy places the organism in Eukaryota, Fungi, Ascomycota, Dothideomycetes, Pleosporales, Pleosporaceae. The record is from RefSeq and is a predicted model, not a curated record.